This is a messenger RNA of Salvia splendens (bonfire salvia), 1207 nucleotides long. Its product is annotated as transcription factor bHLH96. The record is from RefSeq and is a predicted model, not a curated record. NCBI's taxonomy places the organism in Eukaryota, Viridiplantae, Streptophyta, Magnoliopsida, Lamiales, Lamiaceae. Bases 200 to 988 code for a protein of 262 amino acids. Gene Ontology annotation, molecular function: DNA-binding transcription factor activity; protein dimerization activity. The transcript has 3 exons. Gene Ontology annotation, biological process: positive regulation of DNA-templated transcription; stomatal complex development; guard cell differentiation. Gene Ontology annotation, cellular component: nucleus.
UGCAUAUAAUCUCUCUCUGACUGUCUAUCUAUAUUAGAAUUAGAUGCCACUACACAUACAAGACAAAGCCUCACGUGUGAUUGAUGCAACUUGUUUUUAUUUUGUAAUAAUCCCAACCCUUUAAAUCCAUGAUGACCUACUUCAUUCUCCCUUGCCUUAAUUCCUACUAUUUACCACCUACAUAGAAAAAGAGAGAGAGAUGGCACUAGAGGCUGUCAAUAUUGUUGAGCAAGAUCCGUUUAUUUACGGGUUCGGCGCGGCGCCGUGUGAAGAAGAGAAACCAAACCCUCAAACUGUUGAUAUUUAUGAUGGAGGAUAUUGGCCGGAGAGUGGGAAGUGCCGGCGCAAGAGACGGCGGGUGAGGCUGACGAAGGACAAGGAGCAGAUGGAGAACCAGAGGAUGACUCAUAUCGCGGUGGAGAGGAACCGCCGGAGGCAGAUGAAUGACUACCUCGCCGUCCUUCGCUCCAUAAUGCCCCCUUCAUAUGCGCAAAGGGGUGAUCAAGCUUCCAUAGUUGGGGGCGCAAUAAAUUUUGUGAAGGAACUCGAACAACUCCAACAAUUUCUAGAAGCAAAUAAUCCAGCAAAUCAACAACAGCCUAACCAAAACCUAUUCUCCAACUUCUUCACUUUCCCACAAUACUCAACUCAUCCGACCACGUCCUCCUCCGUGGACACGGUGGCGGUGCGCGGAUCGAGCGUCGCCGACAUCGAGGUGAUGAUGGUGGAGAGUCAUGCAAACAUCAAGCUAUCCACAAAGAAACAGCCGAAGCAACUACUUAAAUUAGUGGCUGGAUUUCAGUCAAUUGGCCUAACAAUUCUCCAUCUUAAUAUCACCACAGUUGAUCAAUCGGUGCUAUACUGUUUCAGUGUUAAGGUGGAGAUUGAAUGCCAGCUAACUACGGUGAAUGAAAUAGCCACAACUGUGCAUGAUAUAGUGGGAUUGCUUCAAGAAGAGUCGAUUUGUAAUCAUGUCCAAAAUUUUUAAUUAGUGGGCAAAUAAUCCAAUUUGUUAUUGUCAAAUCAUUGCGGCCUACUUUUCGCAUUAUAAAUUAAGAAAUUUAGGUAGAACUUACUCCGCUUUCAAAUAAACUGUUACUACUAUUUUGUUUAGGAAUAUUUAUAUACUAUAUUGUUAUAAUUGUAGCCUGUUCGGGAACAUGUUUGAUUAAUUUAAUGCGAAUUGCCAGUUUAUAAUUACUAUUAA